CAGAAGAAGUGUGUGACGGAGUGACACAGUGUGAGUGUCACAUGUCACUAGUUUGACACCUCCACUGCUUCCUCACACAUAAACACACAACACACACACACUCUGGAGGAGACAGACCACGACAUGGCGACGGGUGACAGCUUCGACUCAUGGCUUAACCAGGCCACAGACCCAAACAACCAGGUGGACAGGUGGGACUGCAUCCAGGGCUUCUACCAGCUCGUCAACAAAGAGCUCGAUGGGCCACAGGUCGCCAUUCGCCUUCUCGCUCACAAAAUCCAGUCCCCACAGGAGAAAGAGGCUCUGCAGGCACUCACUGUUCUCGAGGCGUGUAUGAACAACUGUGGAAAGAGGUUCCACUGCGAGGCCGCCAAGUUUCGGUUCCUGAAUGAACUCAUCAAAGUGUUAACACCAAAGUACUUUGGAGCGUGGACUCCUCAGAAGGUGAAGGACAGAUUGACAGAGGUUCUCUACGGCUGGACGCUGUGGCUGAAGGACGAGCCCAAGAUUCAGGAAGCGUACGGCAUGCUGAAGAAACAAGGGAUUGUGAAGGAAGAUCCCAAACUGCCAGACACACUUAUCAUCGCUCCACCUCCACAGAGAACCACAGAGUCUGUUUUUGACCAGGAGGACAAAGCCACACUCUUAGCCAGACUUCUAAAGAGUGGCCGUGCUGAAGACCUGGAAACUGCAAACAGACUCAUUAAAAGCACCAUCAAGGAGGAGCAGGAAAAGGCAGAGAAAGCACUGAAGCGUGAAUCCACCCUAGAAGAGGUGAAGAGUUGUUCCAUGCAGCUUAGAGAGCUCCUGAACCGGCACACCGUCACUGGAACCUCGCUACCGCCGAGUGAUGACAUGAAGACUCUGUACGAGCGCUGUGACCGGUUGAGGCCCAGUCUGUUCCGUCUGGCCAGCGACACGAUGGAGGACGACGCCGCUCUGGCACAGAUCCUGGCAGCUAACGACGAGCUGACGCUCACAGUGAAUGCCUACAAAGACGGCCUAGGGAGAAAAGAGUGCAACGGUGGAAGAGAAAGAAGUAAAUGUGAAGAGGAAGCGAAGAGUAAAAACAGCAGUACUCCCACGAGUCCCAGAGAGAUUAAGAGCUACCAUCUCAUCGACCUGUCGGCACUGGACUCUCCUAAGUCUCACAGAAAAGCAGAUUCACCACCGCCCUUUGAAUCGCCUUCACUGCAUCCCUCCUUUCACCUGGAGAACGCCAUCCACUUAGUACCCGCAAAAAAUCCCACUAAAUUAGAUAACAAAGUGUCCAAUCAGACUCGAGAGACGACAAAGUCGUACUACGAGGAGCUAAUGCAGUUUAAUGAAGACUUUGAGAACAAGAAUGAUGAGCAGAACGAGGGGAGGGGCCUGCUGCGAGCUCGAGGAUGUGGAGGAAACGGCGUCAUAUCAAACGGGACUGUUACUGGGUCGUUCCCUCAAAUUCAUCAGUUCACCAGCGGAAUGAACGCAGUGUCAGUGGAGAACACAUCUGCAUCUGCACUGCAAUCCCUGAGACACGUCUUUGUUCCUGUGGACUCCAUCAGAUCCAGUCACCUGGAGCCCAUCACGUUAUACGAUCAGGGUGGCGUCCACGUCUCUCUCCAUUUCGCCAAAGACUCCCCGCCGGGUCGUCCAGACGUUGCCGUGGUCGUCAUAUCCACAGUAAACACCUCUGCCGUUGAUGUGAAAGACCUCACAUUUCAAGCUGCCGUUCCUAAGACCAUGUCGGUGAGACUUCAGCCUGCCUCAGGGACACAUCUACCUCCGUACAACCCUCUCCUGCCUCCACCUGCCAUCUCCCAGGUCGUCCUACUGGCCAAUCCUCAGAGGUGUAAGGUGCGUCUACGCUACAAGCUGACACUGACUCAUGGAGACCAACAGCUGCUUGAGACCGGAGAGAUUGACAACUUCCCAGACUGGAAGUCUUUCCACUGAAUAAAAUCUCACACUGGAUUAAAAAACAACAACAACAAAAAACAAGAAAAACUAUGCACCUGACACCUAAGAACCUAGAUUUUAAUACAGUUAAAGCUCAGGUGUGUUUAUUGAACCCCUGAUUCAGAUAUUCAGUAUUCUACACUUGUCUUACAUGGUCGUAGCAGGUACUUUCGCUAAUGGAAAAGCAAAAUAACCGUGUCAUGCCGAGGCGAGGCGGAACCAUGUAGUGGAAAAGCGGCAUAAGUCCGCUGUUGUUCUUUUGCAAAUUGCUGCCUGUUGAUAAAAUGGUAUAUUUAUCGUACA
This is a messenger RNA of Solea solea (common sole), 2244 nucleotides long. RefSeq names its product ADP-ribosylation factor-binding protein GGA3-like. Lineage: Eukaryota; Metazoa; Chordata; Actinopteri; Pleuronectiformes; Soleidae. The record is from RefSeq and is a predicted model, not a curated record. Gene Ontology annotation, molecular function: ubiquitin binding; small GTPase binding; phosphatidylinositol binding. The coding region runs from base 124 to 1938 and encodes 604 amino acids. Gene Ontology annotation, biological process: intracellular protein transport; vesicle-mediated transport. Gene Ontology annotation, cellular component: trans-Golgi network. The transcript has 16 exons.